Messenger RNA from Cottoperca gobio, 1387 nucleotides. It is a transcript of the gene ino80e, whose product is annotated as INO80 complex subunit E. Bases 100 to 840 code for a protein of 246 amino acids. Gene Ontology annotation, biological process: chromatin remodeling. Lineage: Eukaryota; Metazoa; Chordata; Actinopteri; Perciformes; Bovichtidae. The transcript is spliced from 8 exons. Gene Ontology annotation, cellular component: nucleus; Ino80 complex. The record is from RefSeq and is a predicted model, not a curated record.
AGAAGCGGAAGGUGGCGGUAACGCGCCUGAAGUCUGCUUGUAAACUGCCGUUAAAUCCACAGAAGAAGAAGAAACGACGUCACGAACGUAAACAAGAGCAUGUCGCACAGACAGACUCAAGCAAGAGACAUGAACGGCCAAGCGGACGUCGAGGUUGACUACAAGCGGAAAUACAAAAAUCUCAAACGCAAAUUAAAGUUUCUUGUUUAUGAACAGGAAUGCUUUCAGGAGGAGCUGAGGAGAUCACAGAGGAAACUUCUCAAAGUUUCCAGGGACAAAAGCUUCCUUCUGGACCGACUGCUACAGUACGAGAGGGUAGAUGAAGACUCCUCAGAUUCAGAUGCAACAGUUUCUUCAGAAAACAGUGAAGGAGAAGGUCCCAGGGAGAGGGAAAGAGAACGAGACGGAGCAAAGAAGCGAAGAAGUAGUCCUGGGGCGUGUCUUCCUUCAUCCUCCUCCCCUCACCUCUCCCUGCUGUCCCGUCCGGGUGUAAACCCCCUGCAGUCGUCCGGCUCUGGACCCUACCUCAACACUUUGCCCUUCCCACCGGAGUAUUUGGCUCCUCCAGCUGAACGAAUGAAGAAAGAGAGAAAAACAAAGACGCCUAAAAACAAGAGAGACACAACGGGGAAGGUUGUUGCCCCAAUGGCAGCUAAUUACCCAUCAGCCCCUGCGGCCCCUCCGGCUGCCAGCAGCCCCUUCAGCUGGGUUCCCAGACAGAUGCUAAGUGGAGACGCAGCUGAGGAGGAGGGAGAGAGCGAUGGAGACAGCGACAGAGGAGACGAAGACAGAGGGGAGGGAGACGAGGCUGAACUAGUCAUUGACAUCCCUAAUGAGUGAGCCUGAGCGUGUGUGUUUUAGAUUUAUUUAUAAGCAACGAAGUGUGUGUGCGUGUGCGUGUGCGUGUGUGUGUGUGUGUGUGGACUUUAGCUUAAUUGCAGUAUCACUGUCAAACAAUGUCUCCCAGAUAUUAUGUUAAGAAUUACAUCUGUGAAAAAGUAAUAGUUUUGUAAGCUUUUAAGAAAAGUCCAGUGCCCCUGGGACGAUAGGAUACUUUACUUUUUAAACCGUUUCGAGCUGCCUGCAGUGUAACAAUGGACUGAGACGAGGCGUGUCCUGCACAAAGAGCUUUUGUUUACUUGUUCUGCAUAAAUACUGAACUCCAUUAAAGCUGUCUCCGUUGUGAUGCAGAUGUUUCAGAUGUUACGUCUUCGCUACUUACAGGCAGUUCUGUCAUUUCUACUAUGUUCAUUUUUUUAAAACACAAUGUCAAAAAGCUUCAUGUUGAGAUGUUUGCACCAAUCACUGUGUGUGUGUGUGUGUGUGUGUGUGUGUGUCGGAGAAUAAAAUGUCAAAUGUUGUCAUUUCAGAUGACACAAAGUUUAAA